CAGCCCCGGCCCGAGGCCUCGGCCCGCGCCGCCUGGCUCGCCGCCCCCCGGCCCAGCGGGCCCCGGCUCGGCCGCGCAGCAUGCAGCAGCAACAGCCGCGGCGGCGGCGACGGCGGCGGCUCUGAGAUGGUGGACGCGGGCGGCUGCCCGGCCGGGGAGGGCUGGAGGAGGAUGGAGGCCGCGCCCGACGGCGCCGUGGACAUCGUGCCGCUGGACCGCUACGACCCGGCGCGGGCCAAGAUCGCCGCCAACCUGCAGUGGAUCUGCGCCAAGGCCUAUGGCCGAGAUGACGUCCCGGAGGAGCUCAGGGACCCCUUCUACAUGGACCAGUACGAGCAGGAGCACAUCAAGCCCCCGGUCAUCCGGCUCCUGCUGGCCAGCGAGCUGUACUGCCGCGUCUGCAGCCUCGUCCUCAAGGGGGACCAGGUGGCCACUCUGCAGGGACACCAGUCUGUCAUCCAGGCCCUGUCCCGGAAGGGGAUUUACGUGAUGGAGAGUGACGACUCCCCCGUGACGGAGCCCGAUCUCAGCCACGCACCCAUAAAGAUGAGCGCCCACAUGGCGAUGGUGGACGCGCUCAUGAUGGCCUACACCGUGGAGAUGAUCAGCAUUGAGAAGGUGGUGGCCAGCGUCAAGCGCUUCUCCACGUUCAGUGCCUCGAAAGAGCUUCCCUACGACCUUGAGGACGCCAUGGUCUUCUGGGUCAACAAGGUAAACCUUAAAAUGAGAGAGAUAACAGAGAAAGAAGUUAAGUUAAAACAGCAAUUAUUGGAAAGUCCAGCUCAUCAAAAGUCUCCCUCCAAGUGGUACUGGAAGUUAGUGCCUGUGCGCUACCGCCGAGAGCACCUGUCAGCGAGGCAGCCGCCCUUCUUCCCGUUGUUGGAGGACCUGAUGCGGGACGGCAGCCACGGGGCUGCUCUCUUGGCCGUGGUCCACUACUACUGCCCGGAGCAGAUGAAGCUGGACGAUAUAUGCUUGAAAGAGGUAACGUCGAUGGCGGACAGUCUGUAUAAUAUUCGGCUGCUGAGAGAAUUCUCAAAUGAAUAUCUUAACAAGUGCUUUUAUCUCACUCUAGAAGAUAUGCUGUAUGCUCCCUUGGUGUUGAAGCCAAACGUUAUGGUUUUUAUUGCCGAGCUCUUCUGGUGGUUUGAGAAUGUCAAACCAGACUUUGUUCAGCCCAGGGAUGUUCAGGAACUGAAAGAUGCUAAAUCAGCAUCGCACCCCAGAAGCACUCGGCCUUCUGUUCCCAUCUCCAACGCCACCAAGCGUAGCUUCCUGGGCAGCCCCGCGGCGGCGAGCCCGGCCGAUCCGCAGCCCCCCACCCAGCUGCACCACCUGCACCUCGAAGAGCCUGAGCUCCUGGGGAAAGGGGCCUCUGCCUUUAGCCCGUCGCAUCCGUUGUUGCCACUGAGACAGAAACAGCAAAAGACAGUGCAGGGAGAGGACCCCCCUGACCAGCGACACCGAUCUAAUUCCUUAACCCGAGUCGACGGUCAGCCCCGAGGAGUAUCAGUAGCAUGGACAGAAAAAAAAAACAGGCCUGUGUCUCAGCCAGCGCCCUUUGCUCUCCAUCAUGCCGCGAGCUGUGACGUGGACCCAGGCUUUGGCGACAGCGUCAGCCUGGCCCGCUCCAUCAGCAAGGACAGCUUGGCAUCCAGUGUCAUUCAUCUGACCCCGCAGAACCAGCCCCAGCCUGCAGCCCUCAGGACCGAUGGAAAAAGCCUCCUGAACAACGUCGAUAUCGAGGACGAGGACGAGGAGCUCCUGGCCGUCGUUAGGACGGAUGUGGCUCUCCAGGGCGCUGACCCUGGCCUGACGGCAAGUGCCAGGUCUCCCCAGAGGCUGGCGGACGCCUUAGGAGGUCAGCCCGACAGUUUCUUCCUGGAGCCGUUGAUGCCGGCCGUGCUCAGGCCCGCCAAGGAGAAGCAGGCGGUCACCAAGGAGGACGAGUGCGGAGAGGGGCGGCCGAGGGGCUUCACGUCCAGGAGGUCCGGCGAGGGCCACCAGCCUCCUGGGCGGAAGAAGGCACCCGGCAGUCACGUCAGUCGAGACUUGAAUAGGACUUUCACCCCGAUCUCCUGUUCAGAGCUUCCCACGGGCUUCGACCCCGUGCCCACCGAGGCGGGGCCGCAGGCAGCGGGGGCCGCCCGUGGCGGGCCUCCGGCCGGCGGCGCUUUCAGCCUCCCAUCUCAGGGACAGCCAGCCGACGGCUUCUUCCUUCACGUGGGCCGAGCUGACGAGGACGUGGAGGGCGGGCCGUCCGCGAGCUGUGCGCAGAGCCCCAGCGCCCUCGGCCCGGAGGCCUGGGCCGUCCUGAGGCAGGACUCCGACUCGGACGGCGCAGACCUGGAGGGCGCCGAGCAGGACUUCGCCGGCGAGGACGGCCCCGUGGCGGGGGCCGGGUUCGCUGGGGAGGGGGAGUCGGCGAAGCUGCAGGAGGACCUGCAGGUGAAGGAGCACGAGGACAAGGACGACGGCAGCGGCCGCUCCAGCCCGUGUCUGAGCCAGCUCAGCGGCGCCUCCGUGGCCAGCGGCAGCGCGAAGAUGACCAGCUUUGCCGAGAGGAAGCUUCACAGGCUCAACAGCUGCGAGACCAAGUCGAGCGCGAGCAGCUCGCGGAAGACCACGCCCGACUCCUCGGAGAGCUGCCCCGCCCCGCCGGCCCCGUGGAAGCCGAGGGCCGAGCAGAGCCCGAGCCGGCAGGGUGGGGACCAGGCCAGCCUGCUGGCCUCCGAGCUGCUGCAGCUGCGCAUGCAGCUGGAGGAGAAGCGCCGGGCCAUCGAGGCGCAGAAGAGCAAGGUGGAGGCGCUGGCGGCGCGGCGGCGCCUGAGGCUGGGCAAGGCAGCCUUUCUGCGCGUGGUCAGGAGGGGCCGGGCCGACGCCACCCCUCGGCCGCUGCGAGCGGGGGCCUCGGCGGGAGAGCGUGCUCAGCACAACGGGGACGACUGCGGUGGCGGCGUGUCCCGGGUGGGAGACUUCCUCGGCAAGGAGGAGGGGAGGGGAGACCUGCUGGGGCCUCCCGACCUGGACGGAGAGGACCUGGCUCUGGUCCAGCAGCACCAACGGAAGGAGCCCGCCGCCCUCCCCGAGCUGGAGCGGAGCAAGGCGCUGUCAGCCGUGCUCCUGGAGGCCGCCGAGGGCGUGGACGCGGGCGUGGACGUGGGCGAGUGCGACCUGUCCAUCGAGAAGCUGAACGAGACCAUCAGCGCGCUGCAGCAGGCCAUCCUCAGGAUCUCCCAGCAGCAGGAGCAGCUGCUGCUCACGUCCCCCACGGCGCCCACGCCGGGGCCCAGGAACAACUCCCAGGACCCCAAGGGCAAGGGGGCCAUCCACUUCGUCGAGCCGCUCUCUCCGACGGCACUGGCCGGCCACCGCAAGCCCCCUCGUCUCGGUUCGGGUCGGAAUUCCCGUUCGGGAAGACCGGCUGAGCUGAAGGUGCCGAAAGAGCGACCGCAGGGCUCCUCCCGAAGCAAGGCCCUCACACCUGGUGUCGAGGCCGCCCCUCGCCUACGGUCCUUCUCCCCCCGGACGCCCUCUGACCCGGGCUGGGACGGGGCCGCCGACCCUGGGAGUGACCCCCACGAGGAGUGCUGCUUCGCCGGUUACAGGCUCCACGAUGAGAGCAACCAGCGAACGUUUGUCUUGCCCUCCUCCAGGGAUGCCAGCGUCACCUCGGAACAGAUGAGCUUCAGGGAGGUUCUGGAAGACGGCGUGAGGGGGGCGGGGCUCGGCGCCCUCAGCGGGCCAGGAAAGGGGGGCGCGCCCCUGGACGGGCCCCCGAGGAGCAAGGCUAGCCUCAUCGAGGUGGACCUCUCCGACCUGAAGGCCCCCGACGAUGACGGGGGCACGGAAGGCCGCCACAGCUCCGCGGACCUCGCCAGCGAGGGCGACCAGAAGCCGGGGGUCGGCUUCUUCUUCAAGGACGAACAGAAGGCGGAUGACGAGCUCGCCAGGAAGCGGGCAGCCUUCCUUCUGAAGCAGCAGCGCAAAGCCGAGGAGGCCCGCAUGCGGAGGCAGCAGCUGGAGGUGGAGGUCGAGCUCAGGAGAGACGAGGCACGGCGUAAAGCGGAGGAAGAUCGGAUCCGCAAGGAGGAGGAGAAGGCGCGGCGGGAGCUCAUCAAGCAGGAGUACCUGCGGCGGAAGCAGCAGCAGAUUCUGGAGGAGCAGGGCCUGGGGAAACCCAAGUCCAGGCCCAGGAAGCCGCGGCCCAAGUCCGUGCAUCGGGAGGAGCCCGGCAGCGAUUCGGGACCCAAGAGCGCCCCCCCACCGGAUGACCUGAGCCGGGCCCAGUCGGGCUCCAGCCUGUCCUUGGCCUCCGCAGCGACCACAGAGCCCGAGAGCGUGCAUUCGGGGGGCACGCCUUCCCAGCGAGUCGAGUCCCUGGAAGCCUUGCCCAUCCUGAGCCGCAACCCCAGCAGGAGCACCGACAGAGACUGGGAGACGGCGUCCGCCGCGUCCUCCCUUGCCUCGGUGGCCGAGUACACAGGUCCCAAGCUGUUUAAGGAGCCUAGCAGCAAAUCAAACAAACCAAUUAUUCACAAUGCUAUAUCCCAUUGCUGUCUGGCCGGAAAGGUGAAUGAACCUCACAAGAAUUCAAUAUUAGAGGAGCUGGAGAAGUGUGACGCGAAUCACUACAUCAUACUGUUCCGUGAUGCUGGCUGCCAGUUCAGGGCACUUUACUGCUACUAUCCUGACACUGAAGAAAUCUACAAACUAACUGGCACGGGGCCAAAGAGCAUCACCAAGAAGAUGAUCGACAAACUGUAUAAAUACAGCUCAGACCGAAAACAGUUUAACCUGAUCCCGGCCAAAACCAUGUCCGUCAGCGUGGACGCGCUCACCAUUCAUAACCACUUGUGGCAGCCCAAGCGGCCCUCGGUGCCAAAGAAGACGCAGACUCGUAAAUGACCCUGGUGUGCCAGGAGUCUGAGGACGCGCCGGCCAGGUCGAUAUUUAUUCUUUUCAUCCUUUUGGGUACGAAGUGUGCAAAAUCACAGACCUUUUUCAAAGAGGCUUCUAGACAACACGAGAAAACCCUCCCUUAGGUCCCAGCACACAGGACGGGCAGGUGGAGCCGGAGUGAGGACUCAGCCCCGUUUCCAGCGGCUCGCGGCCGCCGUGGUCACCGCUACGCGGAGGCUCCCAGACGAGGGGUGCGUGCCCAGGAGCUCCAGGCAGCGGAUUCCUUUUACUUGAAGUUCUCCUUCGGUAUAAAUUACAAGUGAUUUCCUUUGCUUUCUUGCCUCUCACCUCACCCCCUUUUGCACAUGACCUGACACCCCUCUUGUUGGCCAGCUGUAAUCUCGCGAGAUUAUAGGACUGAGACUCGAUCUUGGGCCAGGGUUUUUGAAUGUCUGUAGGAAAGGAGCUCGUGUUGGGGAAAUCGUUUUCAUUUGAGAAAUUGUAUAUUUAUUGAUUGUGUCUACUGCCAACGUUUAUAUCCAAUUCUACGAUUUCUGAAAAAAAUUCCUGUUCCUUGCUGCUCAGAAAAAGUUUACUGAAAAUACCAGUUCACUGAAAGCACUGAAAUCUGCAAGGUCUGUCUUCUGCUAAAAUAACGUUUACAAGUACGGAGGGGUUCUCGCCAACAUGCAAUCAUGAGGAUGGUGGAUGGUACUCUUGCUGGUGCUUGCCUAGUUGAAAGUAGGAAGCUGAGCCAAUUACAGCCCUCGUUCAUCACGUUUGGGGUAGUGCGCUAAUGAUUUGUUCACUUUAAUAAAGACAGAUUUUGGUAAAGUA
This is a messenger RNA of Physeter macrocephalus (sperm whale), 5739 nucleotides long. RefSeq names its product calmodulin regulated spectrin associated protein 1 (gene CAMSAP1). Lineage: Eukaryota; Metazoa; Chordata; Mammalia; Artiodactyla; Physeteridae. Gene Ontology annotation, cellular component: microtubule minus-end. Gene Ontology annotation, biological process: cytoplasmic microtubule organization; negative regulation of microtubule depolymerization; neuron projection development. The transcript has 17 exons. Bases 127 to 4908 code for a protein of 1593 amino acids. Gene Ontology annotation, molecular function: spectrin binding; calmodulin binding; microtubule minus-end binding. The record is from RefSeq and is a predicted model, not a curated record.